Messenger RNA from Plasmodium knowlesi strain H, 5556 nucleotides. Its product is annotated as circumsporozoite- and TRAP-related protein, putative. NCBI's taxonomy places the organism in Eukaryota, Apicomplexa, Aconoidasida, Haemosporida, Plasmodiidae. Bases 1 to 5556 code for a protein of 1851 amino acids. The transcript has a single exon. The record is from RefSeq and is a predicted model, not a curated record.
AUGAACAAGUCUAUUCUGUUAAUAGCUUCCUACUUCUUCCUUGUUGUUCAUCUUGCCGCGGCGAUAACACAGCGUAGCCAAGAUGUAUCUUCUCACGAGUAUGUCCACUUGACAGAUGAUGGCCAUGGCGUAAAAAAGGCCACCCUCGAUAAUGAUAUACCUGAGGGGGAAAUAUUAACGAAAAAACAGUCUCUUCUUCAAUAUAACACAUUAGCAGCAGGAUCACCACCACAACCAUGUGUGGGUGACGACUGCUUUUGUCAGAAUUUUUACGACUUGACUUUGAUUAUCGAUGAAUCAGGAAGCAUAGGAACUAAAAAUUGGAAAAAUCAUGUUAUCCCAUUUACAGAUAAAAUUAUAAAGGACUUACAUAUUAGCGAAAAUGAAGUCCACGUAGGAAUAUUGUUAUUUUCCAACAUCAACAGACACUACGUCACCUUUGAUGAAGACGAAAGCUAUAAGAAGGAUAAGCUUCUGAAAAAAGUAGACGAGCUAAAAAAAGAAUAUGGUGCUGGAGCUGGAACAAGAAUUAUUUCAGCUUUGAAUUACGCAUUGGAGAAGUACAUUCACCAUAAGAAAGGGAGACCCAAUGCCCCCAAAGUAACCAUACUUUUUACUGACGGAAAUGACACAACCCCAGGCAGCGCUACUAAGCUCCCUCAAAUGGGAUUAACGUACAGAAAAGAAAAAGUGAAAUUGUUAGUUCUUGGUGUUGCAGAAGCGAAAGAUUAUAAUUUAAGAGCAAUAGUUGGCUGUGCAGGAAAUAAUGCCCCUUGUCCAUAUGCCAUGAAGGCGGAAUGGGAAACUAUAAAUCAUAUAACGAAAAAGUUAACGGAUAAAAUAUGUCACACGGAGGACAAAGACAAGGACAUCAUCAAUACUACUCCCCCCCCACAGCAAAAUACCUGCCAAGGAAAUAACUGUUUGUGUGAGGAUUACUACGACUUAACAUUAAUCUUAGAUGAAUCCGGAAGUAUUACCCUGACGAAGUGGAGAAUGGACGUUGUCCCCUUUGCAGAAAAAGUAGUAAGUAAUUUAAACAUAAGCAAAGACAAAAUACACUUAGGCAUUAUGCGUUUUGCCGUUCAGGUAAAAGAAGAUGUUAGUUACGGACAGGAGACGAGAUAUAACAAAAAUGCCCUAAUAAAUGUAGUUAAAGGAUUGAAAGACAAGUAUGGGUGGGGACAAGGAACCCGCCUUGUCGAUGCCUUAGAGCACUCGCUCAAAAAUUUCACCAAACAUCCAAACAGUAGGCCCAACGCACCUAAAGUGACAAUUUUAUUCACGGAUGGCAAUGAAAAUUACAGAUGGACCUGGGACGUACGCAAUAUAGGAUUGAAAUAUAGGAACGAAAACGUGAGGCUUAUUGUGGUAGGGGUUUACAAAGCUACCAUACAUAGUCUAAAAAUGUUGGCUGGCUGCAAUGAGAAUGAGCACUGCCCGCAGGUCAUCAAGUGCGAGUGGGACGAGCUGACCAGUAUAACGGAUGUGAUCACGGAUAAGAUAUGCGACAUAGAUGCGGGGGAGAAUGGGGGGUUACCAAACGGUUCGGAAAAACCAGUCUCCGGAGGCAUGCCCAAACCAGACAAGCAACACCCGACCUACGCAGACUGGGAAGACUCUUACUGCAAAAACUACUACGACCUAACCCUAAUUUUGGACGAAUCGGCAAGUAUAGGACAUUUCAGAUGGAGCCACGAAGUCGUUCCGUUUGCGACACAAAUAGUAAAAUUAUUACACGUGGGUUAUGACUCAGUGCACUUAGGCCUCUUACUCUUUUCUGACUCAAGAAGAGAUAUUGUGAAAUUUUCCGACGCAACCAGAUAUGACAAAUCGUUCCUUCUGCAAAGGAUAGAGAGCUUAAAAGAUGAUUACAAAAAAGGGAAGAAAACCUUCAUUGUGGAAGCCUUGGAAUAUGCAUUAGUGAAUUAUACAAAAGGUUCAAGUAGAGAUAAGGCCCCCAAGGUAACCAUGAUCUUUACAGAUGGUAAUGACUCCAGCGAGUCAGAUGAGACAUUAUAUAAGACAGGUUUGUUGUAUAGGCGAGAAAAAGUGAAGUUAUUAGUGUUGGGCGUUUCUAUGGCUGAUGAGAACAAACUACGACUACUAGUGGGCUGCAAGCAAAAUACAAAUUGUCCAUUUGUGAUUAAGGCCCAGUGGGGACAAUUGCCCAAGGCGUCAGAAGAAUUCGUAAGAAGGAUAUGCAGCUCUGGUCCUGUAAUACCUCCUGAGGUUGGAGGAAGCGAACCACCACAACGACCACCUCAGGUGGAUAUUCCGAUUGACCCAGAACUAGUUCUUCCCCCAUGCGAUGGAGAUGAGUGUCUUUGUCAAAGCAUGUACGAUUUGACUUUAAUUCUGGACGAAUCAGCCAGCAUAGGAAGUUCUAAUUGGAAAAAGCAAGUGUACCCCUUUGUGGAGAAGCUUGUAAAUCAUUUAGAAAUUUCGGAGAGAAAAAUCCAUGUGGGAAUUAUGCUAUUCGCUAAAGAUAUGCGAGAUUUUGUGAAGUUUUCCCAGAAGGAGAGUUAUGAGAAGGACGCUUUAAUGAGCAAAAUCCCAGAGUUGAAAAGUACAUAUAAGGCUGGGGCACGUACUUACAUAGUGCAGUCUCUAGAGUAUGCCCUAGAGCAUUAUACAAAGGGGCCAAGCAGCAGGGAUCAUUUACCCAAGGUAACCAUCUUGUUUACAGACGGGAAUAACAGCAAUCCUGGAGAUGAACUUUUGUCCGGUGCCAGUUCCCUAUAUAAGAAAGAGAACGUGAAGCUGUUGGUGCUUGGUGUUGGCGCUGCAAGUAUGCCUAAGUUGAGACUACUGGGAGGAUGUCACAAAACAGAGGGGAAUUGUCCCACCGCUAUAAAGACGGAAUGGGACAGUCUCAAAGAUAUAUCAAAGGGGAUGGUAGAUAAGAUAUGCAACACAGAUACGGAGAUAACUCCACCACCCCCAUCCACAGGAGGGGGCGAAGGUGAUGGUGGUAGUGUUGGUGGAGGUGGUGCAGCUGUUGAUGGUCCUACUCCUCCUUCAUCUUCUCUACCCCCCCCAAAUCUCCCAUGCCAAGAUGACGAAUCGUGUGCAGAAUGUGACGACGACGUAUGCAAUAAUGAUCCUGCCUGUAAAAAAGUUUUCGACAUCGCAAUCGUGCUAGAUCAAUCUCGUAGCAUCACGAGUGAUCAGUGGAAGAAGUACGUGAGACCUUUCUCAAUUAAUAUCAUAAAGUCGAAUUACUUGGCAAAGAAUCGGACUCAUGUGACUCUGGUGAAGAUGAGAAGGACAGCGACGGUGCUAUGGGAAUUGGGAAGGAAAGCUAGCUACAAGAAAAACCAAAUGAUUAAGACGGUGAGCAGCUUGGCCAAAUCAUCUUCCACUAGGAAAGAUAUCGCCAGAAAUUUGAAAUACCUGCGGGAGAAGGUAUUCAGCAAGAAGACAUCUCCUUCUCCCUCGAACACAAGGAGGAAGCUCAUCAUUAUGUUAGUGGAGGGGAAGUCCGACACCGAUUUGAAUGAGCUGCGAAGAGAAGUAGCACUGCUCAAAGUGAACAACAUCGACAUGUUUGUUUAUGCCAUAGAUAACAUCAAUGAUCAGGAGUACAAAAUACUUGGGGAUUGUGAAAACACUCCAUCUGGGCUUUGUAAAAACGCUGUGAAGGUAACCUGGGAUAAUUUAUUAUCAUCUGAGGAGAUACAUAGCAACUACAUAUGUAACAAGUACCCUGCAGAUGCUGAAUGUACAGAAUGGGGUGACUGGAGCCCAUGCCCAGAUAGUAACUCCUCCUCCACGUGUAAAAACAUGGCCGUUAGUAAAAGGGAGAGAAAGGGACCGCCAUAUACAUUAAAGGAGGAAGAAUACAUAGAUGACGAACAUCACAUGCAUGGAAGCUCGUGCACAGAAUUGAACUCCAUUGAAUAUAGAUCUUGUCCUGUUACCGAGGGGUGCAACGAUGUAUGCGGCGAUUUUGGUGAGUGGAGCCAGUGCAGCACGACCUGCGGGGAUGGAAUAAGGGUGAGGCAUCGCGCGGGAGCAGCAGAAAAAGUAUCUGGAAGAGUAGCCGGAAGAGCAGCCGGUGAAUCCUCACUGGCAGCCAGAGCCUCUUUCAAAGAUGACCAAGGCGAUUCGUGUGAUCUGUUCAACGCGACCGAGGUCGAACCGUGCAAUGUCCAGGAUUGUGGUUCUUCUGAAAUAUGCGAGGAUAUUGGGGAAUGGGGCGAAUGGUCCCCAUGUUCCAAGACGUGUGGAUACUCCACGAGAAGGAGAACCUUCGUCAUUUUGCCAGAAGAUAUGAAAGAGUACGCUCAUUGUUCGACGUUCGAAAAGUCUGAAACGGAGGUGUGUUCGGUUCCCGCGUGUGAAGAUGAGAAGUGCUUCGAGUGGGAGGAGUGGACUGAGUGGUCGGCGCCGUGUGGACCCCGAAAGAGGGUGCAGCGAGCCCGUCUCUUCUCUAAGGGUAACAGUGGUAGAAGCAGCGGCGGAGCGGCUCGCGUCUAUCCGAACCCAGACAUCCAGACGGAUGAUUGCAAAGCUUACUAUGAGAACAAAGUUGAGCAUGAUGACGGAUCCAACGGAGUCCCUUGUACGGACAAUCCUUGCGGCAGCUGGUCGGAAUGGUCCGAGUGCGACCGCACGUGCAACGUCGGAAUGAGGAUGAGGCGAUUUAUUUCUAACAUUACUGGUUUUGUAGGAGAUGAUACGGAUUUAUGUUUAGAAUAUCACAAUGAGAUAGAGACGGAACCAUGUUUGGGUCUGCCGCUUUGCGAUGAUGGUGAGUGUAAUGACUGGGAAACCUGGGUUGGGUGCGAUGAGGAGGAACAGGUAGGAUCAAAGGCAGGUGACACAUUGCCAUGGGGAAGAUCCACAUCUUGCCAUGCCGAGCCGAGGAGAAGAAUCCUCACGAGAACAAUGCAGCUGUUACAACACAAAAAAGCGAACACGUCGAAGUUUUGUAGCGACUACAAUUUAUUUAGAGAAGAAGAGUGCCCAGUGGUGGGUGGCUCCUCCACUCCGUGCAACGACGCCCUGUGUAACGAGUGGGAAGAUUGGGGAGAAUGUUCCACGACGUGCGGCACGGACUCAUUUAGAAUUAGAAAGAGAAAGGAGCCCCUGGAGUUGAUUCCCCCAUCGGAGGAUAUGGACGGGAAUAUGGGGCUGACCUGUGAGCAGCAGAAUAUAAGAAUAGGGGAGCGCGAAACCUGCAGUAUGCCGGCGUGCUCGCCGCCAUCGGGAGGAGGUAGUAGCGGAAGCGGUGGUGGAAACGGUGGUGGAAACGGUGGUGGAAACGGUAGUGGAAGCGGUAGUGGAAGCGACAGUGGAAGCGACAGUGAUGGUAGUGAAGGAAGUAGCGGCAUGGGGACCGGGGAGAAGGUGUCGCUGGCCGCAGGCAUCAUCGGGCUCGCAGCCCUUGGUGUGGGUGGGCUGACGUACGGCUACAAGACCCUGACUGGAGGAGAGGCCCCGCACAGUUCCAACAUGGAAUUCGAAAACGUGGAAACCGAAGGAGCAGAGGCGGAGAGGAGCAAUGAAGACUUUGAAGUGAUUGACGCCGACGACACCAUGUGGAACUAA